AUGCAGUCUGAAGAGUCCGAUUAUAUCAAAGUGUUGAGGAUCAAAGGGGCGAAUGGCGAGGAGAGAACGCUACAGUUUCCAAUGAAACUCGAUCUUGAACGUCCAAAACGACCACGGACCACAUUUUCUGAAGAACAGCUUCGUUUACUUGAAGAAGCCUUCCAAGAGAAUGGCUACCUCACUGGAGAAGCGCGAAUGGCUUUGGCUGCACGACUUGCCCUCAGUGAUACUCAGGUGAAAGUCUGGUUCCAAAACCGAAGAACCAAGAAUAGAAGGAAGGUAAACCUCGAAGAAGGAAGGUUGGCGAAGUAUCUUUUCUCCAAGUUAUAG
Messenger RNA from Haemonchus placei, 330 nucleotides. Lineage: Eukaryota; Metazoa; Nematoda; Chromadorea; Rhabditida; Trichostrongylidae. The record is from the annotation of a GenBank genome assembly.